This is a messenger RNA of Oncorhynchus tshawytscha (Chinook salmon), 4380 nucleotides long. Its product is annotated as ras association domain-containing protein 3. Gene Ontology annotation, cellular component: cytoplasm. The coding region runs from base 124 to 1365 and encodes 413 amino acids. The transcript is spliced from 7 exons. Gene Ontology annotation, biological process: signal transduction. NCBI's taxonomy places the organism in Eukaryota, Metazoa, Chordata, Actinopteri, Salmoniformes, Salmonidae. The record is from RefSeq and is a predicted model, not a curated record.
UUCACAUAAUGUGGAUUUCAACAUGUAGGUAAACACCUUGUUCUGUAUCUCACCUGUCAAACGCGCAAUACUCCGCAUUGCUGUCGCUUGUGUGCUCGAGAGAGUGCGUGGUAAUGUAACACGAUGCACCAAAGUAGGAAGUACUCACCGAUGGCUCUGGAUUUCGUUAAUAAAUCAGCACUGACACAGAGGACGAAGACCGUGGACUAUAGUCGAGGGGAAUUGUUCAACCCGCCCAGGGUGCACCAUUCGAAAGUCAAUGGAGUCAGAGCCGUCCGGAGGCAUAUCUCUCCUCCAAGUCGCAGUCUGGAGGGCAUCGAGGCAGUCUGGAGCGAGAGAAGAGCAGGCUCGUUACCAAACCUUGUAGAGAGAAGACCGGAGCCGGAGAGCAAACCAGGCCCGGUGAAGGUGAUGAACCCCGCCGAGAACGGCUGCCCUGGCCGCGGCAGUAGGAAAAGGGGGUUCAAGCCCCCGGAUGUGAGGACCAUAUUCUGCCCCAGUGAGAGAAACCCCCGGGCGAGGGAGGAGAGGGGGGAGGGACACACUUUCUACCUAGGUCUUUCAGGCGCAUGGUGCGAUGUGUGCUGCGAGUACAUCCUCCGCUUCUCCCUGAUGUGUUCAGGGUGUAAGUAUACUUGUCACUCAGAGUGUCGAGAACGAGUGUCGUUGGACUGUCACCCCGGUGGUCCUGGUACCGUUGACACCCCCCUCAGCCAGGACCACCUCAACGACGAGACACAGCCCACUGAUGUGGCACAGGAAAGGGAGUUACGGACUCAUCUCAGCAGAGAGGAGAUCAGACAGAAGGUCGAGCUGUACAACAACUCCUCCAAGGACCACCUCAAAAUGACCCUGAACCCCAGUGGUGUGUAUACAGGGUUCAUCAAGGUCCAGUUGGAGCUGAGGAGACCCAUCACUGUACGAGGAGGUGGGGGAGGAGAGGAGGCCUUCUACCUCCCCCAGGGGGCGACUAACACUCUUCACAUCAGCUCCAACAACACCAUACGACAGGUGAUCCAGGCCCUGUUGACCAAGUUCACCGUAGCUGACAACCCUGCUAAAUAUGCCCUGUACAAACGCUGCCGCAGGGAGGAGCAAGUGUACAUGUGUAAGCUGUCGGAGGGAGAGCAUCCGUUGUUCCUGCGUCUGCUAGCAGGUCCCAACACCGACACACUAGGCUUCGUCCUGAGAGAACAGCAGACUGGCGAGGUCAUGUGGGAAGCGUUCUCCAUCCCAGAGUUGAGUAACUUCCUGAGGAUGCUGGAGAAGGAGGAGACAGAGCGGGUGUGUUCCGUGAUGCGUCGCUACGACAACUACAGACUCAAACUGCAGGAGGCCAUGAGCGCAGCAGGGGGGCCGGGGUAACUACUGCCCCUGGAGGAGAGGAGGAGAGAGGGCUGGGAACCAAAAGCCAGUCUGGGGGACACUGAGGGGGAAACUGGAGAGAGACAGACAGCUGGAAUUAACUCCAGAUUGUACCAGUGGACCCUGUGUGCAAUACACUGGAUGGACAAUAGAGGGCAGCAGAGGGCAGUGGUUCCACUGCAGUCAGCCUGGACUUCAUUCAGGAGCACUCAAGUGACUAGCUUCAUGUCUUUACUGAGUAGGCCUACACCCUGUGUGCCAUGUUCACUCUUCUGUUCCCUCUCUUCCCAUCCUUCUGGUUAGUGCAUUCUCUCUAGUUGUGUUUUUAUUAUUUUAGAAUGACCUUUUUGAACUUGAAUGAUUCAAACCCCAAAAUAAUUGAUUCAAUUUAUUUGUACUUUCUAUUUAAUUGGAUGCGUUGGUUUGUACAUAUUGUCGUUUUAAUUUAUGUGGGUGACGCUUUGUUCUGUUUCUUAGCUGAAAUGGUUUUAUUGUGUUCUAUGAAGGCGUGGCAGCAAUCCAACCCCUACAGGGACCUAGUGAACUCAUUUAUUUCUCUCACAGGGGCGCACAGAAAACACAUUGGCAACAAAGGCUAGACUGGUUUAUGGAAUUGACUCUGUAUUAAAGGUAAGUGAGAGAUGGAGAAGAUGAGUGAUUGUGUUUAAACUGAGGGUUGUGAUGGUCUUGAAAGGAGAAGAACAUUUGGUGUAGAGUCUGAGAGUCACAAGCUGUUUGGGGUUUAGAGGUCAGAAUGGGAGUGUUACAGCUUGUGACCAGACUGACAGGUAGUGGAGUUUGAUCUGACCUCUGGACAUGCCGUGAGAAUGGAAAGAUUUUAGGAAGUUGACUAAUGGUUUUAGAGGAGGUAGAGAAGAAACGUAGAAAGCUGUUUAAGGAAAAACAUGAGACAUUAAAUGGAUGUGACAAACGAGGGUUUUUGGAGUUCCGUGUUAAGAGAUUGAUGCCGAGAAAGUUCAGGGCCUGGUUUAAACCACCUCUGUUGGAGCCAGUGCCAGGCCUGUGGCCACAGAUAACAUGUUUAGGAAUAGCAGCGAAUGACAAUGGCUAUAUUGUUCCUGUUCCUCUGGUAUUCAUUCAACAUGGCUACGUCUGUCCUAAUCUGCUGUAGGGCUGGUAAGAUAAAUGCUUUAAAUCAGCUUUCCAUUGCACCAGCGUGGGAACUCUGAACCCUGAAGCAAAGCUGCAUGUGACAUGCUCUGCAUGGAUGUGCUAACAGACCAAAGAAACUAGUCCGUAAUCGUAGAGGUGAAGUCACAUGACCAUGUGUUCAUCAGUCUCCUAGACUAGGAGAGAGAGGCUAGAACUUGUUGCUCUGGGAAGUUCUCACAUUUUGCCUCCCUUUCUGUCUCUCUCAGUACUGUAUGUACAUCUCUACCAGGGUUGUAUUUAUCUUCUGGCAGUCAUGGGGGGGGGGGUUGUCAUGUGAACUGAGACUGUCCAUCUAUUGCAAAGUACAAUCAUUUUAAUGGACAGAGCAACAAGUGAGUGCAUUUUGGGCCAUCAACCCUCAGCACCUUAUCAAAACACACUGACCAAAUGCAAGAAUAUGUUGAAUUGGCAUGUUUAAAAGCCUUGUUGUUUAACAGUACUAUAUGAAGUUUUUCUGAUGGUACUGCAUUAUUUGCCAUGUUUAUCUCUAGAAGAGUAGUGGUGUGGUUAUAUAGCCCCACCUUAUGGAUAUAUGCUGUAACUGUCCUCUCGGUCUUCACCUGCAUCAAACUUUAUCUAAAGCCUGUUGGUGAUAUGUGGUGUUGAUUUCUCUUUUUCUGUUCUAUAACUGAAGAUAUUCUAAAAUGUUUAGAUUUAUUUUAGGUUUUGCCUGGUGCAAGCUCUUAGAGGCCUCGUAAAAAUUAAGGGGAAAUGUUAUAGCUAGAGUUUAUAAGGGGUUACACACCCUGAACUUAAUUUGUUUAAUCACUGUGUUAAUGAAGUUAGAUAUGGUCAAAUAAUCUAUCAUAUUUUAGAUCCUAAAGCCAUUAUUUUCUUUGUAAGCCCUGCUAAAUGGUGUUGCAAAGCACAGUGUUACAUUGACAGAUACCACUGGUCCUGUGUUAGCUAGUUAGAGGUCUGCACAUCUCAGCAUCAGGGCUUUGAACCAGACCAGUUCAUAUCUAUCUUCAGCGCUCCUAUCGGACCAGUUUACUGUCUACUGAAGCUUCUGGGCACUUUACCUUUUAAUUCAGGGAUUUUUCUUUUCUCCAUUUACCAGAUGCCGAUCUUCCACUAUUCUAAUUCUAGACAAUGUUUCAUAAUUAGGCCUUUCUUAUUGAAAUACAAGUGGCUUUUAUGAAAGAUGUUAGGUGUUUCUAAAACUUAAUAUUUAUACAAGCUCCUGUAUAUUUGUUAGACUGUGAAAGUUGGUUUAUCUUCAAUUUGUAUCAUGUUAUGGGCGGUGCUGUCUGGUUGGCUUUUACGUCUGUAGGAAUAUGACUGCUAAGGUAACCCAUAUAAAUAUACUGUAAUGCAUGCAUUAUCUACUCUAAUGCAUAUAGGCCUACUAUGUGGCUUCCAUGGAACCGUAGGCCAGUACUGUUGAACUUGGAAAUGUAUGAACAAUUUAUAUAGAUAUUCGUAAACUAGAUAGAUGCAUAACUCUAUUUGCCAAAGAUUACGCCCCCCUCUGUCUCUUAAGCUAUGCUCUUGUAAUGUUCUAUGCUGCAGUGCUAUAUGCAGACACUAAGAUCUAUACCUGGAAUGAUUCUGCUGACAGUGUUAGUUAUGGUUCAGUACCAGGAUGUGGAUGAACACAGCAGCUGUGGGCACAGCUUGGAGGAGACAGGAUGCAACUAACAUGUUAUAAUGAAAAAUACUUUUCUAUAUUCUAUUUAUAUUAUUGAUGAUGCAGGUUUAUUUUUGUAGGUAACUGUUAAUUUUUGGAUUGUUACCAAAUGUGGCCUUUACUUCUCUAAAGGACUGAAUUCAUCUAUUAAAGUUUAAAUUGUAAAAAAAAAAAAAGAGUAUUGGUGAAUCCACUGGUCUGGCCACUGAAUC